Cydia amplana is the source of this 876-nucleotide messenger RNA. Its product is annotated as neurexin 1-like. The record is from RefSeq and is a predicted model, not a curated record. The transcript has 5 exons. Bases 238 to 876 code for a protein of 212 amino acids. NCBI's taxonomy places the organism in Eukaryota, Metazoa, Arthropoda, Insecta, Lepidoptera, Tortricidae.
CGCAUAACCGUAGGGCGGGCUGCGCGCGCAUCGUCCGCCAUUUCUGUCUGCAGUUGUCCUCAGCGCGGCCUACUCGCGCCAUGCACUCACACGUUACGUAAUACAUUAAAAAAAACAAUCCCACCUUUUCUCUAUGACUCUGUGAAGUGACCAUCGAUUAGUGUGUGUUUUUUUGCGCGCGCGGACCAUGGAACUUUUUUAAUCGCAUACGCGCAAUGAAACGCAGACGCACCUAGCAUGCUGUGCACCACGCGGCUGCUCUGGCAGCUGCCGCUCCUCACCACAACCCUUGCCUUCGUACUCGACAAGCAGAACCCCUACUCGCAGUUCCGCAAGUGGAACGCGGCACUCAACGGCACACUCGAACUUGAGUUCAAAACCGACCAGCCAAACGGUCUGAUCUUGUACACCGAUGAUGGUGGCACUUAUGACUUCUUUGAGCUGAAGCUGGUGAAUGGGGCGGUCAGGCUGAGGUACAAUUUGGGGGGCGGCGCGCAGAUUAUCACGGUGGGGAGUAAUCUGCAUAAUGGACAGUGGCAUAAGUUACAAGUGGCACGCCGCGACGAGCACACGACACUGUCGGUGGACGGCGUGACGCGCGGCGCCGUCUCUCGCGGCAAGGAGUUCGCGUUCGGCAAGUUCGGCACCAACUCCGACGUGUUCGUGGGGGGGAUACCGCCUUCAUACAACUCGAAGCUGACCACGUUGGCGCUGCCUUCAGUGAUCUUCGAGCCCAAGUUCCGAGGGUCCAUCAGGAACCUGGUCUACUCCGACGUGGUGGGGCAGCCGCCGCGGCGCCAGGAGUUGAGGCACUCCAGGGAUUUGAAGGCGAGUCUAGAUGCUAGCAGAUAUCUACAAGAUGGUAAGCGCUGGUGA